GUCAGAUCUGUUGUCAUUUCCUCUUGCUUCACAGUCUGCUGACAGCGUCGGGUUUGAUAAAAAAAAAAUAACAUCAAAGUGUGAAAAUCCCGGUGAUUUUUCUGACAGAAUCAUCAGUGUAUGUUUGUGUGGAUCAUGCUGGAGGAUUCAAACACACACCAUCCCACCAUCAGCGAAUGACAAACGCGCUCAGAUCAUCUGAAGCGGUUAUAAAUGUUGUGAGAAUGCUGUCACUCCAUGCCUGCAGCUUUUCCUUUCUUCAUUGUCAUGUUUGUGAACCGAUAGCUGGUGUUGUUUUGUGUUCAGUGCUGGCGUGAGUGCGGCCCCGGGCUUCCUGUUGAGAUCUUCUUCAUCACUUUAAGCAGUCGUCUGAGGAUGUGUCUGCUUUGUUUAUCAUUCACUGCUCUCCAUGCCUGUUUCAGGUAGGAAGUGCGUAGGGGGACGUCACUGAGGAGUGAUGCCUGUUGAAAGUGGAAACAGCGCAGCCGCCCGUCAAGUCAAACAGAAGCGCAAGUCGCACAGUCUCUCCAUUAGGAGGACCAACAGCACCGAGCAGGACAGACCAGGCAUGCAGAGAGACAUGCUGGAGGGACAGGACUCCAAGUUGCCGAUGGCCUUAAGGAGUAACUUACUAGACCUGUUUGGACAGAUUGAGCGGGAGUUUGAAAAUCUCUACAUUGAAAACUUGGAAUUGCGAAGAGAGAUAGAAUCACUAAACGAACGUUUGGCUGGAGAAGGACAGACAGUCGAUGGUGGUGAUCUGAGCAAAGGAGCCUUAAAAACAAAAGCUAGUCACAGUACAAGUCAACUGUCCCAAAAGCUGAAGACGACUUACAAGGCCUCCACGAGCAAGAUUGUGUCCAGUUUUAAAGCCACCACAUCUCGUGCAGUUUGUCAGCUGGUCAAGGAGUAUGUGGGACACCGGGAUGGGAUAUGGGACCUGGCCGUGACUCGGAUUCAACCGCUGGUUCUAGGCACAGCUUCAGCAGAUCACUGUUCCAUGCUGUGGAGUAUUGAGACGGGGAAGUGCCUGUUAAAAUAUGCCGGCCAUGCUGGAUCAGUCAACUCCAUUAAGUUCCACCCCACAGAGCAGAUGGCACUUACAGCGUCCGGGGACCAGACGGCACACAUCUGGCGUUACAUGGUACAGCUGCCACUUCCCCAGCCCCCGGCAGACAUCAGCGCCUCGCUGGACGAUGACGUGGACUUCUCUGAUAAAGACGAGGCCGACGGGGAGGCAGAUGGGCCUAAUGAAUGCCCCACUAUCCGUGUCGCCACUACGACCUUGAAGAGCCACCAGGGGGUAGUGAUUGCAGCUGAUUGGCUGGUGGGAGGAAAGCAGGUGGUCACUGCAUCCUGGGACAGAGCCGCCAACCUCUAUGAUGUAGAAACCUCUGAGCUGGUGCACACCCUCACAGGUCAUGAUCAAGAGUUGACCCACUGCUGUACUCAUCCCACCCAACGUCUGGUGGUGACUUCAUCCAGGGACACCACCUUCCGCCUGUGGGACUUCAGAGAUCCCUCCAUCCACUCAGUGAAUGUCUUCCAGGGCCACACAGACACUGUGACAUCAGCCGUGUUCACUGUGGGGGACAACGUGGUGUCUGGAAGUGACGAUCGCACCGUCAAGGUGUGGGACCUGAAGAACAUGAGAUCUCCGAUUGCUACCAUUCGCACAGACUCAGCCGUUAAUAGGAUAAGUGUCUCAGCGAACCAAAGAAUCAUUGCUCUGCCACAUGACAACAGACAGGUCAGGCUGUUUGACAUGAAUGGGGUCCGUCUGGCCCGUCUCCCACGGAGCAACAGACAGGGCCAUCGGCGCAUGGUGUGCUGCUCUGCCUGGAACGAGGAGAACCAAGCCUGUAAUCUGUUCACCUGUGGCUUCGACCGCCAGGCCAUCGGCUGGAACAUCAACAUCCCUGCCCUGCUGCAGGAGAAGUGACACGUUCACACCCCCAACCCAUAUGUGAAGAGUUUUACACAAGCUUAACACGGCCAAUCCACGCAAUCACGACUGAAUCCUCAAACACGUUCUUCAGUGCCACACCUUCAGUAGAUUUCACUAAAGAACACGUUCACUUUGUGUGUGUGAUACGAUUCAGUGCUUCAUCCCAGUUGGCGUCUACGGUCACUGUCCUGUGGUCAUCAUGCCUUGAACGUGUGAGGAAGACUCGAGUGUAUUUCAUGGAUAUUCUGCAUAUCUACCCCUGCGCUGGUCAUAUAGUUUGGUGAAGUCUUGUUACCCCGUUUUUAACGUUUGCAUGAUUCAAACUGCGACUCGUGAAUCCUGCGAGAACAGGACAUUGCCGAAACGUUCCUUCAUGGCUUGGCGCUGUUACAUUCAAGUAAUUGUUCACUUUAGUGGUAUUUUUGUUGUGCAAUGUUCAGCUUGUUUCUUUGUACAGAUGACUUUUUAUUUUUUUCGACAGCAUUUUAGAUUUUUUGUUUUGUAUAGAUUUCUGCUUUGCUUUUUAUAGAGAUGAAAUGUGCGAAAGAAACAUAAGAGCACUCUGCCUUUGUGAACGGAAAUCGGUGAACGCAUUUAUGGAUCUGCACCUUCUUGAUGUUCUGAUUGGAACCGGCGUUCAAGCGGCCAAUCAGCUUCUGUCAGUAUUGACGCAGUCCAUUUGCAUGACAAACCCACCUCUCUGUCAAAUAUGUGAAGCAAAAUGCUGUACAAUUGCUGUGUAAUCUCGUUCACCCUAUUGAAAACAUAAAGAAGCUGAGGUGUAAGACUUUGUAAGUAUUGUGACUGUUUAUGAAGCCCUACGAUUGAUGUUCACUUCCAUUUAAAGGGCUUUCAAGUCGUGUAGAAGUAAAUAUUUGAAUCAAUUCAUCUGAACUCAGAACAAGUUCACAUUGCUGUAGUUUUUACUUGGAAGAGAUGUAUUUGCAGCAGAGUUUUCGAUAUUGUAAUGUUUGUCGAUAAUUAUCUGACCAAAUGCCUUGCUCAGUGUGAUCUACUGAUGCUUGACAGGCUUUCUGAUGUACUUUGGACUCCUUGUGAUGUGUGAACCACUGUGCUUCGACGUAUCUACAGAAACCUCGCUCGAAAGACUUUCGGCGUUCAUAAAAAAUCCUUAAAUGGAAGCUCUUCCAUCGGUGUGUUGCAAUCGGCAUUGUUACUGCAUUACUGGACUUUCAUCACAACUACAUUGGACUUUACUUAGAAACACUGGUGGGAAGUGUCAGUUGUUCAUUCUUUUUCACGUAGACAGUCUUAAAUCUGUUAGGUCUAACAAAAAGAUGUUUAUUAUGCGAUGUAUAUUUGUGUGAUGUCCAUGUUUAAUGGGCUGUAUUUGACUUUAGACUUAAAAUGUACACAAAAACGCAUAGAAAACGCUCAUCUUUUAUCCAGCUGUCAAACAACACAAGCUGUCAUCAUCAUGUACGCAUAUGACCCAUCAGAACGUCCUUAAAAUGACACUGAUCUUCAACAUUUUAGUUGUCUCUAACUUGGUAUAAUGUUCUGUGGGGUAUUCUGUAUUGAGCCAUUAUUUUUUAUUUGAGAAUAACUUAAUUUGCUGUAUUUGAAAAACAUAUUGCAUCAUAUAAUGACAAUGUAGAGAUAUAGAAUCAGUUAAAUCACUCACUGCUGGGCUUCAGAAUAAAGUGAAAAUGUCUUUCAA
This is a messenger RNA of Ctenopharyngodon idella (grass carp), 3629 nucleotides long. RefSeq names its product WD repeat domain 37 (gene wdr37). Gene Ontology annotation, cellular component: preribosome, large subunit precursor. The transcript has 15 exons. The record is from RefSeq and is a predicted model, not a curated record. Gene Ontology annotation, molecular function: protein binding. Lineage: Eukaryota; Metazoa; Chordata; Actinopteri; Cypriniformes; Xenocyprididae. Bases 458 to 1942 code for a protein of 494 amino acids.